AUGGUAGAAUCCAAAGAAAGUUAAUCUAUAGAUAAUUUUGCUUUUAAUAUUCAGUUUGAAGAUUUAAUUCUAUUGGAGCAGCCAUAUAUCACAUAUAUAUUACUUCUCCUAAAGUCUCACUUCAAUACUGUCGAUAAAAUUAAAUGGGGAAUUGACGAGAAAGAAAAAGAAGAAGAAAGAAAGAGCAAAUAGGGUAAUGUUUUUGAGCAUCUUUCAGCUAUUGGUAAAGAAGCGUCUGGGAUCAAAAAGAAAUUGUAGUGUUAUAGAAAUAUCUUAAGAAUCCACUUUUAUUCAAAAGACUUUGCAAAAUAUAAUUGCCAAAUAUUGAUUUAAAACUAAAAAAAAAAAAGAAAUUAAGAAAAUAAAAAAGCUUUGAAAUAUGAAGAAUGGUUCAAUCAAUAUUAUUAUUAAUGA
Molecule: messenger RNA, 414 nt
Organism: Paramecium tetraurelia
Lineage: Eukaryota; Ciliophora; Oligohymenophorea; Peniculida; Parameciidae
Exons: 1
Source: RefSeq, a predicted model, not a curated record